Messenger RNA from Syngnathus acus (greater pipefish), 2371 nucleotides. RefSeq names its product nucleolar protein 10 (gene nol10). The transcript is spliced from 21 exons. Gene Ontology annotation, molecular function: protein binding. The coding region runs from base 102 to 2255 and encodes 717 amino acids. Gene Ontology annotation, biological process: maturation of SSU-rRNA from tricistronic rRNA transcript (SSU-rRNA, 5.8S rRNA, LSU-rRNA). Gene Ontology annotation, cellular component: nucleolus; small-subunit processome; nucleus. The record is from RefSeq and is a predicted model, not a curated record. Lineage: Eukaryota; Metazoa; Chordata; Actinopteri; Syngnathiformes; Syngnathidae.
CACAUUUGUAAAACGUACGUUUACUCCCGGUAGCACAACGUGCGUUGUGUGCAGCUCACUGGUGUUUUACGUGAAAUCGGCCGCUUUGUCAACGUUUCAAAAUGCAGAUAUCAAGUGUGAACGAUGUCAAAAUUUAUAAUUUAAGCUAUGGAAAGUCACUUCCAGAGUGGCUGUCAGACCGUAAGAAAAGACAACUGCAAAAGAGCGAUGUUGACAUCCAGCGCAGGAUUGAGCUCAUCCAGGACUUUGAGAUGCCCACAGUGUGCACAUCCAUAAAGGUUUCCAGGGAUGGACAGUUCAUUCUGGCAGCAGGGACUUACAAGCCAAGGAUUCGAUGUUAUGACACCUACCAUCUUUCAUUGAAGUUUGAACGCUGCUUGGAUUCUGAUGUUGUGACAUUUGACAUACUGUCUGAUGACUACUCAAAGCUUGUGUUUCUGCGCACUGACCGUUAUGUGGAGUUUCAUUCCCAGCACGGUCACUACUACAAAACACGGAUUCCAAAAUUUGGUCGGGAUUUUUCUUACCAUUACCCCUCUUGUGACCUUUAUUUCGUUGGCUGUAGUUCAGACAUCUACAGACUGAAUCUUGAACAAGGUCGCUUCCUCAACUCACUUCAAACAGAUGCCGUGGAGCACACCGUAUGUGAUAUCAACCCUGUCCAUUAUUUGUUUGCCAGUGGAACAUCUGAGGGAAAGGUGGAAUGCUGGGACCCUCGUGUGCGGAAGCGAGUGGGCCUUCUGGACUGUGCGCUGAGCAGCCUCACAGAAGGAAUGGAAGUUCAGAGUUUGCCCUCAAUUAGUGCACUGAAGUUCAACGGCUCGCUCACUAUGGCAGUGGGCACCAGCACGGGACAGGUGCUGUUGUAUGACCUGCGCUCCAGCCAACCGCUGCUGGUGAAAGACCACUUCUACAACCUGCCCAUCAAGUCUCUCAAUUUCCAUGAUCAGAUGGACCUGGUUGUGUCAGCGGACCCUAAAAUAUUAAAAGUCUGGAACAAAGACACUGGCAAGGUGUUCUCCUCCAUCCAGCCUGACAGCAACAUUAAUGAUGUUUGCAUGUACCCCCACUCAGGUAUGCUGUUCACUGCUAAUGAAAAUCCAAAGAUGAACACAUUCUAUAUCCCAGCGCUGGGCCCAGCGCCUCGUUGGUGCUCAUUCCUUGACAACCUGACAGAAGAGCUGGAGGAGAGCCCAGAGUGCACCGUGUAUGACGACUACAAGUUUGUCACCCGCAAGGACCUGGAUAAUUUGGGUUUGUCUCAUCUGGUGGGGUCGUCCCUCCUGAGGGCGUACAUGCAUGGCUAUUUCAUGGAUAUCAGGCUGUAUCAUAAGGUCAAAAGCAUGGCAAAUCCUUUUGCGUAUGAGGAGUAUCGCAAGGACAAGAUCCGGCAGAAGAUCGAGGAGACGAGGACCAAGAGAGUGCAGGUUAAGGCCUUGCCCAAAGUCAACAAGGAGCUGGCUCUCAAGCUGAUGGAGGAGGGCGACGACGAAGUGGAGUUGGCUUCCCGGAAAAAGAAGGGCAAGGCCCUACCCACCAUUUUAGGCGACAACCGUUUCAAGGUGAUGUUUGAAAACCCAGACUACCAGGUGGACGAGAAGAGCGAGGAAUUCCGUCUGCUCAACCCCAUCGUCUCCAAAGUCAGCCAGAAGAGGAAGAAGAAGCUGCGGCUACUAGCUUCUCAGGAGGACAACGAAGAGGAGGAGGAGGAGCAGGAGGGUCGAGUCAGCUCUGAGGAAAGCUCAGAUGAUGACAAGAGCUGGGUGGAAGAGGUGAGGGAGCAGCGGAGAUUGCUCAAGCAGGAGGACCGAGACCGCCGGCUUCAGCGAAGAAAGGACGCCGACCGCAACACAGUCUUGCUGGAGAGCAAAAGCGACGAAGGGCAGAAAAACUCCGCCGCGGCUGAGAACACGACGACGAGCCAGCCUCAGUUCUAUCAGAUUAAAAGCGGAGAGGAGUUCCGCGGUUUUAACGACCUCUCCCGCAAGCAGAAGCUACAGAAGACAUCCCUCGAGGAACGACUAAAGUUAGAGGAGUACUCUGGAACCAGCAGCAUGGCUGACACCACAGUGGGCAGCAAGCAGCUGACCUUUACACUCAAAAAGUCUGAACGGCAACAGAAGCAGCAGCAGGCGGAACGGGACCACCACGAAGAGAGGAAGAAGCUGAGGCGCUCGGCGGGACACCUAAGCAGCGCCCGCGGGAGGGGCUGGGCUGCGGGAAGAGGAAGAGGAAGGGGAAGGGGACGCCACUGAGCACCAAAGACCCAUCUGCAGCUGCCGGCCGCAAGUCAAAGUCACAGCCAUUAAACAGAUGUCCGAAAUAGCGGAAGAUUGUGGUUUUUAAUAGCUCUUGUGUCAAGUGACCAAGG